This is a messenger RNA of Verruconis gallopava, 2509 nucleotides long. RefSeq lists its product as uncharacterized. The coding region runs from base 123 to 2279 and encodes 718 amino acids. Lineage: Eukaryota; Fungi; Ascomycota; Dothideomycetes; Venturiales; Sympoventuriaceae. The transcript is spliced from 4 exons. The record is from RefSeq and is a predicted model, not a curated record. Gene Ontology annotation, biological process: regulation of GTPase activity; signal transduction. Gene Ontology annotation, cellular component: cytoplasm.
CGGGCAUGUCAUUGCCGUACAGCUGCUGAGCUUAAACCUUUCUCCGCAUCCGCCUUUGUUUCGGUCCCCCCUUCUCUCCCUCAAUUUCCGACCACUGGAGUCUCCUGUCGCUGCACGAAGCAAUGCAAGAACCAGACAACAACGUCGAGAAUGGCGCACCUGCGUCGCCGGUCUCCCCUAUACAUGAAGCGCUACCUACAGCGCAUGUUCCGCCCUCCGACCCGUCCCCAGCACCAGCAAGACAGUCCAUCGAUGAGGCUGCUAAGAAAGCUGUCGACAGCGUCCUCUACUCAGAUAUAGGAGUGAGCACACUGCUGAACAGACUCAAGCAGAGCAUUGCAUCAGUUAAGGACUUUUCGAGCUUCUUGAAGAAGCGAUCUACGAUUGAGGAUGAACAUGCGAAGGAGUUGCGUCGACUGUGCAAGACUACACACCAGGACAUUAGAAAAGCCGAUUCAAGACAAGGAUCGUAUGCUCGUCAGUUCGAAGCUGUCACGAACUUGCACGAACGCAUGGCCGAGAACGGUCUGCAGUUCGCACUCAAUUUGCACCAAAUGCACGAAGAUCUCAACACACUGGCCUUUGAAAUGGAAAAAGGUCGCAAGAAUUGGAAGCAAAUCGGCCUGAGUGCCGAGCAGAAGGCAACGGACGCAGAGAAGCAGAUGGAAAAGGCAAAGCAAAAAUAUGACCAAUUUGCUGAGCAGUACGAUCACGCUAGAACCGGUGAUGGAGGCAAACACUUCGGUUUGCGUGGCAUGAAAUCGGCAGAGCAGCGUGAGGAAGAACUUAAAGCGAAGGUGGAAAUGUCCGACAAAGAUUACCAGGCCAAGGUCCAAUAUGCGCGACAGCAACGCCAGGAGUUGCUUAACACUACGAGGCCCCAGGCGAUUAAGGCAUUGGAGGAUCUGAUCACUGAAUGCGAUGCAGGCCUCACAUUGCAAAUGCAGAAAUUCGCAACGUUCAAUGAGCGCUUGAUGCUGGCAAAUGGCUUGCUUGUCAGCCCAUUGAACGAGCCAAAUGCGCCCCACCAGCCGAGCAUGCGAGAGCUGAUCAUGCAAAUCGACAAUUUGCAAGAUUUCCAGGUCUACGUCCGUAGCUUCGGAGCGAAGAUCCCACCGCGAGGUGGCGAAAUCGAAUACAAGCAACACCCUUCCCUGGCCCCAAAAGGCCAGCCAUACAAGCCGCCCGAGCAGCAACAGCCAUCAUUCCAGCCUGCUGCUCCGCCAAAGGAUCAGUCGCCUACACAGUAUUCACCAGCGUAUGCACCUGGUCCCGUUCAGCCGCCGCCAGCUCAGGCGCCUUCCUCUUUCCCGAUGCAGCAAUAUGGAGCCUCAGUUCCAGAAAACCAAGCAGCACCUUCUAGCCCUAAACAUGGCUUCAAUAGUUACAACAAUGCACGCAACUCUUAUGACCGCGGUGAUUUAUACGGUGCUCCAGCCCAUCCACCUGCGCCUGCGCAGGUCCAAGCACCCCCUCCAGGAUCAACUCUCCAGCAGGCAUCCGCCGCCAGCGGGUAUGGACCACCCCCUAACCCUGCCUAUCCAGGACAACAGCCAUAUGGUCGUUCACCAUAUCCAUCCGGUCCAUCGGGCCCGCCAGUCUUACCCCCUGUUGCAGUUGGACCACCAGCUUCCGCGCCUCGGCCAUCAACGCGAGAAGGUCGUAGUGGUGGUGCGCCCGCAAAACCCGUGUUUGGUCUUAGCCUUGAUGAACUUUUCCGUCGCGAUCAGUCACCCGUGCCACUGAUUGUCUAUCAAUGCAUUCAAGCCGUUGACUUGUUUGGCCUAGAUCAUGAGGGUAUCUAUCGUAUUCCUGGUAACAUGAAUCAAGUUGCUGAGCUGAAGUCGCAAUUUGACCACAACGCCGAGCGUGUAAACUUCCAGAACCCAGAGGCUUUCUUCCACGACGUCAAUAAUGCGGCCCAUCUGUUGAAAAUGUUCUUCCGUGAGCUAAGUGAUCCGCUUUUUACGAGCGAGCAUUAUAACGAGCUCAUUGAAGCUGCCAAAGUGCAAGAUGAUAUCGUAAGGCGAGACAGUCUUCACGCAAUCAUCAACGCUCUACCGGAUCCAAAUUAUGCCACUCUUCGGGCGUUGACACUGCAUCUUCAUAGAGUAGUAGAGCAUGGGGAGGCGAAUCGCAUGACCAGUAGUACGCUAGCCGUAAUUUUCGCGCCAACACUAAUGGGACCGCACCAUGGGCCUAUGGCUGACGCAUCUAUGCAACCAAAAGUUAUCGAGACGGUGAUACAAAAUGCAUUGCAAAUUUUUGACGAGGAUUGACACUUCCAAGUCAAAUAAUGCUCUUGUUACAGUUGUGGAAGCAAUGAUCGGUUGUGAAUCUGUUUUAAUCAAUUUUCAGUCAUGUUUCUGCUCUUCGCUGUACCUUGCAGAGAUGAGCAGUGAUUGGAGACUAUGAUACCAUGUCAUCCGAAGCGAUAAAGUCAUGUAUUACUAAGAUGUUAGUCGGUGAAACAGUCCUUUCUUAUCCAAAAAAAAAAAAAAAAAAAAAA